Molecule: messenger RNA, 2896 nt
Organism: Aspergillus melleus
Lineage: Eukaryota; Fungi; Ascomycota; Eurotiomycetes; Eurotiales; Aspergillaceae
Gene: SVF1
Product: survival factor 1 family protein
Exons: 6
Coding region: 414-1550 (378 amino acids)
Biological process (GO): response to oxidative stress
Cellular component (GO): cytoplasm
Source: RefSeq, a predicted model, not a curated record
AGAAGAGAGCAGCGGAAAGGUGUUUUUGCACGGGCCGAGCUGGAUCGGGAAAGGCGCGCGGGGCCGGAGUUACUUGCCGUGUCAGGCAAGCGAAUCGAGCUGUUGGCGGACGUCAUUCUUUCAUUCCGGCGGCUUCACCCUCGCUGCUGUUGCUGCUGCUGCUCUCUCGACCGCCAUUGCUGAGCUCAUCGAUAUCGCCCGAUCACCACGGUCCUUGUUUUAGACGGUCUUGUUGUGGUUGGUUGUCCGACAUCAAGCUUGCUUCGUCCUUCUCUCGUCCUCUUCCUUCUCUAGUACUUCCGAGCGAUCCCCCCGUGACCCCACGCGCUAUCGAUUUCCUUUCCCUUUCCCUUUACGACUUUCUCUUCUCUCCUGUUUCCUUCUCCCACCACAACCUAUCUUAUUUGCCCGUCAUGAAUUGGCUCAAGUCGACUCUCGCAAGCGUCGCCGGUACGCAAGAACCGAUCUAUGGCCCGGAGGCCAUCCAGUCUGUCGCCAAGCAGGCGCAAGAGGUCCCCUAUACCGAGCUCACCAAGAACGAUCUGCGCUGGCGGGCCUACCAGUACACCAAUGUCGAAACUCAGACUUUCUACAUCAUGGCCGACAACGGCGCCCUGGUCUUCGUCCAGAUAAUUUACAGCAACAUCGUAGGCAUCCAUACGACCGCGCAGUUCAACUGCAAAAUCUUUAACGUCAAGGGAGAUGGCCCUCACGGCUGGUACUCCGAUCCCUUGUCCAACUUCAUGUUCGACGAGAGCAUGCUUGCCUUCUGGGGCGACAACAUUUCUCUAACCCUCAGCGAGGAAGGAGAUGCUUACAUCCUCAAGUCUGCCGUGAACGAAGAUUGCUUGGUUAACAUUACGUUCACCCGCAACACCCCGGGCUUCGUGAUCGGCAAGGACGGUACUUCCUACUUCGGCACGGACCCCGCGAACCCUUGGGGUUCUAUGCGCCACGCUUUCUGGCCUCGCUGCACCGUCGAGGGAAGCAUUACUACCAAGGAGCAAACCUACGACAUGAAAGGCCGGGGCAUGUUCAUUCAAGGUCUUCAGGGCAUGAAGCCUCACCAUGCUGCUGCCCGCUGGAACUUUGUCAACUUCCAGACUCCUUCGUACACCGCCGUCAUGAUGGAAUACACCACGCCGCCGUCGUACGGAUCGACCGUGGUCAAUGUUGGUGCCAUUGUCAAGGAUGGAGAGAUCGUCUACGCCGGCGUCGACAACUCAGCGACCCACACCGAGAUCACUCAGGACCCCGAAAGCGAGUGGCCUGAGCCCAAAUCCAUCAAGUGGGUGUGGGACGGCAAGUCCAAGGAUGGAAAGGAGGUUUCCGCCCAUCUGGAGGGCCCGGUCGGUAAGAGACUGGACCGUAUCGACGUGAUGGCCGAGGUUCCCGGUUUCAUCAAGUCCAUUGCAGGAAGUGUCGCUGGAACGCGGCCGUAUAUCUUCCAGUAUGCGCCGCAAGAGAAACUCACCCUCAAGGUGAAGAUUGGCGAUAACGAAGUUGCCGAGGAGGGAACCCUGUUCGCCGAGGCCACCUUCAUCUCCUGAAUGAUUCGACGUACAUAGACCACGAUUUUCGGGGACUUGUCCAUGGCGUUUUCUUUUUCUUUUGAGAUCUUCGAUAUAUUUCCUUUCCUCACAUCAUUGAUAUGCAACGCAGACCUUGACCUUUAAUAAUUACAAAUAUAAGAAAUAAUGUCACUUAUUGAAUAUACUACCUACACUUUCGCUUUUCUCUCCCUUCACUUACACACACCAGCCUUGUGUUAGUGUUGUUUCACCUGUGGCUGGUCACUCUGGUGUUAUUUCAUUCACUUUCAGCAGUCAUCACUACUCUACCUACCAACGCCAGCCACUCUACAGUCCUCAAAUAAAACCAUGCCAGCAGUCUUUCAGUCUCCUCCUCGUCCACCUUCAACUUCCGAGACACAAAAGAAUAAAACCAUUCUUUCCCCAACAGUCUUUCUAACUCUCUUUGGAUACUCCCCACCACUGAACCAAUGGACCCCAAGCUCCUCCCCAAAAUGUGUUCAGCACGUUCCCUGUUUGUUCCCAGGCGCCGACCGCAGAAGUAACCCGCUCCUCAAAUGCUCCUCUAUCCCCGGACAUCCUAGUACUAACAUCUACGCAGGAAACUACGUGACAACAUCAUGGGUAUCACACGCCCUGCAAUUCGGUACUUCAAACACUCCACGCAUCCGAGAUCAUCUCACGAUACAAUUCUAACGUCGAGUCCUUUUUCCGCUUCCAUCCGGAUAGUCGUCUUGCCCGUCGUGGAGGAAUCGUUCGCAUCAAGAAGGACGUCUACAAUGAAAUCCGGAUUGCGGUACGAGAUCGCUUGCAUGAGGUGAGUUUGACAUAUAUCUCAGACCCUCUCUAUCUUAUAUGGGACACUUGUGCAAGCGUGACCGUGAUGAGUUGUACUAAGAGCGCCAGAUCCUGAAGCAUGUAGUUCUCGUGGUGGAGUCCGGCUCGAAAAGGAACCCUCGAAAGGUCGUGAAUACGAGAGACGUGAGUCCAUCCACUCAUCUCCCGGAAUAUGGAUGCACAGAAGAGAUCUGACACUCAAGGGUACUCCUAUCAGGUCGUCUGGGCGCUCAAUCGAGUAUGUUCAUCCCUUGUCUCGGUCCUUGUCAAGUUCUUUUCACGUGGAUCUGCGCGGCAGGCUCAUGACAUUUCGAUCUGAUAUGUAGCUAUAGCUAACACGGUAUAUGUAGAUGGGAUACACACUGUAUGGUUUCGGACAUGUGUGACGAUGUCUUGAUUGUGAUUUGAAUCUUUUCAGAAUUUGUGGGUUUGCUCUUGGUGGGAUUGCCAGAGGAGUGUCGUUCAAGUAUGAGAUUUGGACUUGGUAGUGAGCAUGUCUAUGAACUCUCAUUCUUGUUGGGUUUUGU